AAGAACAUGAAAGCAGGCACGUUUCGAAUAGAACGAGAUGACACAGACAACUUAAGGUAAAGUUCUCUCUAACUCUUCAGGAGCAGUCAAUUUAAAAGGUAAGGUAUUCAGGCUAAGCAUAGUCUUGACCGUAAUGAUGUCAGUUAUACUACGAAGAAAUAACAGGAACAAAGCAAGAUGGAAUCCGAGAAGAAGUGAUACUUCUGAUAAGCUCUUCCCAGGCAUGCGUUGUGAGGAUUGUGCCAAAUUGAAGUUAAUGUUGGAUAGUAUAAAUAAUCAUGAAAAAGAUUAUAAGAUUUGAAUUGGGAGUAUGAGAGGUUGAAUAUCUAAUCAUAUAUUCGAUCAAGACCCAUCUUAACUUUAAGUAACCAAAAGCUUCUUUAAAAAUCCAAAGUAUAUAAAGCUGAUGGAAUUUGUUGACGAAUUACAGUUGAAUAUAAAUUCUAAAUUUGAGAACUACAACCCCCUCGAAGAGUCUGACAGCGAAAAUGCUCCACCAGAGUCUCUUUAUGAUGAAUUGUUCUACUUAUUCAAAGAAUACUCUGUGUCUAAAGAAGAAUUUAAGUACAUUAAAGAGCACACGAUAAAUGAUUCAAAAUUCUACGAUCUUAAAACCCAGGUUGAAAUGUUGAGAAGAGACAUGAAUUCCACUGCUCAUAACAUAGAUGAGAUAUCAACAUUGCAUAAAAAUAAAUUAAACACUCUAAAGAAUGAAAUCAGAGAUGCUUUUGCCUUAGCAAUGUCUAAAACAGAUCUAUCUGAAUUCACAAAUCUUCGAGAUCAACUUAGGAAGAUGACUCCGAUGACUGAGUUCAAAAAGAUGUACAGCACUAUCUCCAUGUACGCUACAAGGGAUGAGAUCCAGACUAUGAAGUACAAACUAGAGGAAUCCUUGAAGACAGAAGAUAUCAUGAGCCAAAUAAAAGAGACCAAGAGCUUCUUUGAGCAGCAAAUAAACAAGUUCAUUAUGAAAGAUGAUUUUAGUGAAACAUUUAAAAUGAUAGAUGAUUCUUUGGAAAAUUACCGUAAGGUGAUCCAUGAACAGACCAAGAAACUCAGUAAACUCAAAGAUGACCAGAGUGACAUCAAAGAGAAGCUAUCUCAUAAGCUAGAUGCUUCUUAUAUUGAGCAAGAGAACAAGAAAAUUUGGGAUAACUUCUCUAAUUAUUGUAGUUUUCAACAUCUUGCUGAUUUUAGAAAAGAGAUCAGGCCUAAGGUUAAAUCUUGUGAGAAAAUAGUCUGUGAUUGCAUUCAAAUCUGCACUGAGAAUAAAGCAAUGAUACGAAGAUUUGAUGAAGUUAUCUGUGAGAAAGCCUCUAAAUUUACAAUUAUAAAACUUUAUAAAGACAUUGAAGUCUUUCUAGAAAAAGAGAAAUUUAGAGAUUUCAAAUAAUGUUUUUGAGGCAUCAUGAAAAGGGUUUAAUGGAAAGAUCAUCGAGCUGAAAGCAGAGCUUGAUCAGCUUCAUAUCAAACUCAGUGGAGAACUUACAGAUUUGCUUGAAGACACUGCUAAAAUUGUCAAAAAAUCAAUUAUUAGUGAGAUAGGAGGAUCUCCUAUUGACUCAAAAGAAUUAGCAAAGUUAUUACUUUUGAAAGCUGAUAAAUCUCUCCUUGAAAAUGAGAUGAAAAAUAAAGCAGAUGUGGAUCAUAUAAAUUACAAUGAUAACAAAAUUCAUCUUAUUGAGAAUCAGUUUAAACAAUUUCUGCAGGUUUUCAUUGGAGUUCUGAAGACAAGCUUAGCAAAAAGUGUAUACAUCCCUAAUAACGAGCAUGUUAAUGAUACUGCUAGUUAUUUGAAUCAGGUAGAAAGCAUAUACUCUAAAUUUUCAAAUUGUUCACAAAAAGACCUGCAUAAGAUCCCCAAAAUAAAAUCUCGUAUGCUAGAAGAUUUAAAACACAAUUCAAAAUCACAUCUAAAAAUUGACAGAAUAAAGCUUCCCUUCAAGGCAAGCCAAAUCUUGAAGAGAGGCAGACAGGCACUGAGUCCUGACUUCUCUUUAUCAGCUUCAGGUUCGAAAUCCUUACUUCCUUCCCCUUUCUUGAGUAGAGAUCCUUCUAAAAAUUUAUCAAAGAGUUCAAUGUACAUGUCAAAGAUCUUGGAUAAGGCUUCACUAGAAGGAACACUUGAUGGAUCUCAGCUAGAGAUUAGGAAUAGUAAAGCAGGUGAAUCACUAGGGCCUUCAGGGGUGGAAGGGUUUAAGGUUGAUGUCAUGAGGAAGAAUGUGGGGAGGAAGAGAGGAGCGUUAUAGGUGAUUGAUCAGAUUUUAAUGAUACAAAAUAGAAUGGUUAAGUUUAUCUUUGUUUUCAAUAAAAUGUUUUG
Messenger RNA from Moneuplotes crassus, 2320 nucleotides. Lineage: Eukaryota; Ciliophora; Spirotrichea; Euplotida; Euplotidae. The record is from the annotation of a GenBank genome assembly.